Messenger RNA from Schistosoma bovis, 1916 nucleotides. NCBI's taxonomy places the organism in Eukaryota, Metazoa, Platyhelminthes, Trematoda, Strigeidida, Schistosomatidae. The record is from the annotation of a GenBank genome assembly.
CUUGGGGUCGAUAAACUAGUUCUUUAUGUCUUGUGGUAUAGGUGUUAGCGUAUUGUUUUAAUGUGUUGGUUAUUAAAUGGCGGAAUCGAGUGCGAUGCUUUGUGACUAUGAUUCUUCAUUGGUUAGUACAAUUUUUACCAUUAAGCUUUAUAAUCGUUGUCCUAACAGCAGUCUUCGGAUGAUGGGAGUGUUGAAGAGACACGAAGGAGUUCAAAGAGCCCUUUGAUAUCCCAGGAGGAAACUAAGAAUGCUGCUACAGUUAAAGAUGGGGUUCAACUCACUAUCGAAACAAAAAAGAACUCUAUGGUUGUAUCUCCAUCACCUAGCUACAUUAUUGAUGGUAAACGUCGAUCGAGGAGUCGUGAACAUAGUCCUUCAAGGCGACACCGCAAACGAAGUUGUGCGCCCAGAUCUGAUCGCGGAAGUCCAAAUGAACGUGUGAGCUCUUCAAAACACAAACGUUCAUCCCACCAUUCGAGGCACAAACAUUCAUCCCGAAAGCAUCAUCACCGUGAUUCCCACUGUAGUGACUAUAAACAUCGUUAUCGCCGAAAGCAUCGACGUCACAGUUCAACUUCAUCUACCAGUUCAUCUAGUGAUACUAGCCCUGAAAGCAAACCUAGUCGUCGUGGAAGUCAUAAUGGUAGAAAUCCAACACAACUCCUCACAACAAGUUCCAAGGAUUAUUUCACUUCGCAACCGAAGCCAGAAAACCAGAACACUAACCUCAUUAUCUCAACGACGGGAGUCACCGUGACGACAAAUUCUCCGGCAGUUUCUAGUCAAAGUACUACGACGAAUGUUCCUGUGCAGCGGUUAACAGCACAAGAUAUAUUAGACAAAAUACAAAAGCAUCAACAAGAGCAAGCCAAGGCUCAAGCAUUAGCCGCUGCCGCCGCCGCGAAGCUCCCGAAAUACUACAACCCAACCACUGUCAACGCCGUUAAACUCGCGGAGCAACAACAAAAGCGCAAACUAUUGUGGUCCAAAAAAGAUGGUGAAAACACUAGUUCUGAAAGUAAAACUCUUUGGACAGCCACAUCUCUAAUUGCUGGAAAAGGUGAUUCUGCAGCUGCAGCUAAAUUUCGGAAAUUGAUGGGAAUUCAUGAUUCUUCUGAAGAAGUCGUGGACGGAAGUGCUGCUCAUGUCAAUGAAACUGAAGCUUUGCGUCGAGCUGAAGCGCAAGCUGAACUUUUCCGGCGACUUGAACACGAAUAUGAGAUGUCUCGUACCAUAACACAUACUCAGCGAGGCGCCGGUCUUGGUUUCAGUUCAUCCAGCCAUAUCGAUUACAAUGCAUAUUCUGCUAUGCAAAGUGAAAAAGACAAAAACCCUAAUUUAUAAUUGUAUUUAUCUCACUAGAAAUCACUUGUACAGCUCACCGAUAUUUUAAAGAAUAAUUUACCUAAUUAUUUUCAAACAGUUCAGUCAUUUUUACUUAUCGUAAAUAACCAACGAUCAAAACUAAAUGUAUGAGGCUGAUGAAGAAAACUAAACCUUAUGUAGGUACUUUGUUAAAUGAUGUCAUAUACGCAAACUUAGUGUAUCACUGCAUAUAUUCCAGACAACUUAAAAGUAAUAUGGUUAAGAAGACUAAAUUGACUGAGUGUUAAAGAAUCAUUGCGGAAUAUAGCGCGGAUAUCUUAUCAAUUCAGACGUGAGACAGUAGCUGGACUGCUAAAGUAUCCAUACUUUCACCUGCUAGCUUGAAGGUUCCGACAAUGCAUUUAAAACUAAACAGCACGGUGGUACCAUUAAUUCUCACAGAUAUGUCAAUUAUGCUGAACAUUUAUCCAUAGAAGUAUUUAAUUUAUUUCCAUUCUUUUUUAGGUUUCAAAUAAUUUCGUAAAGAAGUGGGUCCAUAAAAACACCUUACUAUUAAAGCAUUGGAAUUUCUUAAUUAAAAGGUUCUCAUG